This is a messenger RNA of Helicoverpa zea (corn earworm), 1296 nucleotides long. Its product is annotated as coiled-coil domain-containing protein 113-like. Lineage: Eukaryota; Metazoa; Arthropoda; Insecta; Lepidoptera; Noctuidae. Gene Ontology annotation, cellular component: ciliary basal body; axoneme. Gene Ontology annotation, biological process: cilium assembly. The record is from RefSeq and is a predicted model, not a curated record. The transcript has a single exon. The coding region runs from base 1 to 1296 and encodes 431 amino acids.
AUGUCGGGGUUGAUACAUACAAAUGUUAGGAGCAGUAUAAUGAGUCAAAAUUCUCGAUCCAUAAGCGGAUUCGGUGGGCCAGAACUGGAUAUACUGACUGAUGCUGAACUUGUGAAGUUAGUGAACGAUCUCAAGGAACAAAUUAAUAUCCUAGGCAUUGAGAAUGAAAUCUUAGAGAAGACGAUCAUGAGACUGGAGCCUUCGCUAAUGCACGGUGUGUAUCAAGCCUUUGAAUACGCGACGAAGAUGAGUUCUAACACAUCUUUGCAAGUGGGCAGUUUUAUCAAAAACCAAGCAUCCAAAUUCGGUUUGAUAGACACGUUUAUAAGUCCGUCAAGAAUGCUAACGAGUCCUUCUAGAGUAUCUACAAAAAGAGUUGAUUCUGCUCCCAAACUCGGUGGUACGGUAGUCUUCGGGUCCGGACCAAGGAUCAACGUUCUAGAGAGAGCUGAAUUAGUCUCUGUAGAAAUGGAUGUACUUGUCGCUAACUUGAAUAAAAUCAGGAACAAAGGGGCGAAGCAACAUGCUCUGCUCAAAGCUCAAUUAGAAGAAAUCGGUAUGCGAGUGUCGGAUAUCGAAAAGGCGAACAAGAUGUUUCAUCAAGAGGUGUUAGUUGAAGGUUGGGAUAAAAUAGCUCAAAGGAUCCCCGCAGAAAUAUGGAUCAGAUUCAUGACGGAAUGGGUUAAGAUAUCAGACAGCCAGAUAGGGAAGCUGCGACUGAGGACCAGUACUCUAAACACACAGUACAGCAAACUCAAAGGUCAGAUCAAGGUGAAAGCAGAGUUAAGUGAGAGCCUUAGACCGGUGGACUUUGAGAAACUGAAAAUAGAGAACAGUCAAUGUUUGAAACUUAUAGAUCACAAGUUGCAACAGCUGGGAGAGUUGAAGAAGAUGACGGGUGAUGCUAAUUUGAACUUAACUAUACAUAAGAAGGCAAUGAUGGAGCAGAACUCUUAUUUAGCAAAGGUACAAUCGACAAUCAAGAAUAAGGAAGACCAGACAGUAGAGUUAGACAACGAAAGAGAUCUAAUACAGAUACAAGCGGACAUUCUGGCUCAAAGACUGAAUGAGAUACGGAAAGUUAGAAUGAAAUAUCAAGUGCCGAAUGUCAUGGAUUAUGUUAAAGUGAAAUGGGUGGUUACUGACUUGAAGCAUGCGAUAAAAAUGUUGGAUAAUAGAAAGCAUAUACAACAGAUAGCUUUGACAUCUAUUAAUAGGAAAUUGCAGACAAUGAGUACAAUUGCUGCAAAGAGUGAUAUAGCUGCUAAAAGCGAGACGAGUUAUAAAAAAGAAUAG